GGGCGAUCCUGGGCCGGUCGGAGACACAGGAGUGUGUCCACUACAACUACAACCCUGCUGCCAUCCAGGAUAACCGAGGGGAACCGCAGUGGCAUCGAGACGUGUGCCGGGGAGAAGGACAAGCGGAGACACUGUUUUGCCACCUGGAGGAACGUGUCGGGAAUCGUAGAGAUUGUAAAGCAGGGCUGUUGGCUGGAUGAUCACAACUGCUACGACAGGUAGGGCCUAUUGCAUCAGGGCUCUGUGGUGGUGGGUUGUAUAACAUUUGUGAUCUGUUACAACACACCAAUGACACGGUGGAAUGAUUAAGUGUGUCAUUGGUGUGUUGCAAUGGAUCACAAAUGUUAUCAGUAUAUCAGUGAAACUAUUCUUAUAGGCCUAUAUAGGAUCUCCAUUCUGUGUGAGGACUUGGUCGUUCCAUGAAUAUGAUGUGAAAGAUGUCCAAUGGGGAGUAAGAAGAAUCUUCAUGAACCUGAUUCCAUGCCAACUGUUUUAAAAUGGCAGCAUCAGCCGUCUCAACUUGUUCUGACAGCUGCACUACUGCGAUAAGCAAUUGAGCUUCUUCUCAACUGAUUUUAAGACCUGCAAUGGUUUUUUAAAACAAGCUAGGCCUAGAUGUUUGCAUAUUGCAAAUAUUGCCCUCUGAUCCAGAACAAACCGAGAUAGAGAUGAAUUGUAUUUAAGUGUAGCACUUUAGCCUCUCUUCAGUGGUGUAAACAUGCUGUGAUGUUAUCGGCUCAGCUAUCCAUCCUACAUGUCAGCUAGCCUAGCUUUACCAGAAGCAUUUUAUUUUAUAGCAUGAGAGAGCCCAGUCCCAGAAAGGCUGAGUUACCUGGCGGCUCUUUCCUUACAUUGCCGUUGAACCAGAGCCCCAGAAAGGCUGAGUUACCUGGUCCUCUUGUCUUAACAUGCCAUUGAACCCCUUUACCUCCCACCUGCAGCAACCGGAUUCUUGUGUUUUUGAAGUGUGGCGUGCUUCCAUGUUAUUACUAAAUGUAGAGCAACAGGUAUCUCUGACCGCGCCGUGCGGCAGCUGACCGACAGGUGCUUGCUCUCUGACCGCGCCGUGCGGCAGCUGACCGACAGGUGCUUGCUCUCUGACCGCGCCGUGCGGCAGCUGACCGACAGGUGCUUGCUCUCUGACCGCGCCGUGCGGCAGCUGACCGACAGGUGCUUGCUCUCUGACCGCGCCGUGCGGCAGCUGACCGACAGGUGCUUGCUCUCUGACCGCGCCGUGCGGCAGCUGACCGACAGGUGCUUGCUCUCUGACCGCGCCGUGCGGCAGCUGACCGACAGGUGCUUGCUCUCUGACCGUGCCGUGCGGCAGCUGACCGACAGGUGCUUGCUCUCUGACCGCGCCGUGCGGCAGCUGACCGACAGGUGCUUGCUCUCUGACCGCGCCGUGCGGCAGCUGACCGACAGGUGCUUGCUCUCUGACCGCGCCGUGCGGCAGCUGACCGACAGGUGCUUGCUCUCUGACCGCGCCGUGCGGCAGCUGACCGACAGGUGCUUGCUCUCUGACCGCGCCGUGCGGCAGCUGACCGACAGGUGCUUGCUCUCUGACCGCGCCGUGCGGCAGCUGACCGACAGGUGCUUGCUCUCUGACCGCGCCGUGCGGCAGCUGACCGACAGGUGCUUGCUCUCUGACCGCGCCGUGCGGCAGCUGACCGACAGGUGCUUGCUCUACAUGUAAACAACGGCCAAACAUAAACAACGGUCUGGCUGCUUUUCUUCUCCUUGUCCAAACAAACAGUUUGGAGUGAACACUGCUCCUUUUGGUUUCUGCUUGGGCUAAUAAGCUUGUUUAUCUAUUCGGGUGUUGCUUCGAUGUGGUUUAACUGUCAUGGAAUGUAAGUUUGUCAGUUAAUAUAGAAUUCUAACUUUUUUGUUGAUUUGAAUGAGUUCCAAACUUGGUGAAACACAAAAGAAUAGACUUGUUUACAGGAAAUAACAUACUGUACCUACAACAACAUGAACUACAGUAUCAUAAGGGUAAAGCACUUGAACUUCAUUUUUCUUUUUACAUCCAUUAUAUUACUAUGCCUGUAUCGCUCAGGUCUGAAACUCAAGGAUAGUUCCCAAAUUCUGAAAGAAAGAAAAAACUAUAACACAAAGAAACCAAAUAAAUUAGUAAAGUUUAGAAAGGGCAUGUUUGGGGGCCGGAGGGGACCAUGGUCUUUCCAACAUUAUUGUGACCCUGAUAGCAUGGUCUCUGCUCUUGUUUUUCAGUACUGAAUGUGUGGAAAAGAAAGAAAGCCCCGACGUGUUCUUCUGCUGCUGUGAAGGAAACAUGUGUAAUGAGAAGUUUGUCUACGCUCCCGACAACACACAAGCUGUUCAGAGUAAGUUCUGUGUUUGUCUGUGUGCGUACACAUGUGCAUGUGUCUGCGCGUGUGCAUAUUUUUUCUUAGUGCUGGUUACAUUCUUCUCGUAAUUGUUGUAAAAAAUUAAUAAAAAACUAAACUGUUGUUUUUUUAUUACCUCUUCAUUAAAAUAUGAUGAAAAGAAAGAACUAAUCAGUGUUCAGAAAUGCCUUAAUGUUGUGGUUGGGAAACUUCUUUUCCAGUUGCCCAAUUGUUGCUCAACAAUGAACAGAAAUGCCCUUUUCAGAAUAGUCCUGUUAAUUCAUGGGGAAAAUCAGUUGGAGUCAGAUAAAGGUUAUACAAUAGGAUGUAUUGAAGCGUUGGGUUGGUGUGGGGGAAGGGCGUUUCUCCCUCCGCUUGUGCAACCGAACGUGUACAUGUAUUUGCAGCAGUGACUCACUAGAUGUGGAAUGCCCUGGAUAUUUGGAACAAAAAGCUAGGUCGGAGCCUGACUAUCGUAUCGAGCGACAGGGGCAGCACACACACACACACACACACACACACACACACACACACACACAGUCACACACACACACACACACAGUCACAGCUAAACACAGAGUUUGUUAAACAAAUAGCCACUGGAUUGAUGAAAAUACACAUGAUAUCAUUCUGCCAGGUAGACAUAGGCUACUUUGUAGUUAACAUUUAAUUGAGAAGGUUUUUGGGAAAGCCUUUCCAUCUCUACCAGAAGAAGGUUAUCAUUAGCAUCAUCGCUAACGGCUACACAGUGUAGAUAUACGCGUGCACCGCAGACAUACACACAGACCUGUGUCGCUUCAGAAAGUUGCAGGAAAAUACAAAUCACUGAUGCAUUUUGUUCAGGUCUUCAAUACAUUUAGUUCAAGAAAAAAAAAUUGUAUUGUUGAUUUCUGUGAUUCCGGCCGUGUUCUCCGCAACGUAGAUUUGAUAGGGCCCUAGGCUGGAUAAAGAGCGGGAGAGAGCGUAACCUGCUGACCGGAGCGGUUCCAUGCCUGAGUGGCAUGUGCCGUGUGGUGAUCCUAAUGCCAGUGGGGAGGUGGGGAGGAGGGGAGGAUGCAUGCAGCAGGCAAAGGGAGCAGGGGGGAGAGGAUGGGGGUUUGGGACUGCUGUGUUUUACAUUUCAAAUCUAAUCCGGGUUCUUGUCCCGCUUGCAGCUAAAAUGGAGCACUGGGCAGGGAGCUGGGAGAGGGGGAGGGGAGCGAUGGGGAGAGGGUAGGAGGAGGGGCACAGCAUGGGGGAUUGUGGCAGGCAGGCAGCAUCACGAACAGUGUCCCACUUUUGCUAUCUAAUGCCAGUUCAGCUGAGGUCACCGACAUAGAGAAGCAAUGGCACUCUCUCUCACACACACACACACACACAUACACAUACACACACACACACACACACACACAAACACACACACACACACACACACACACUGGAUGUCAUGCUGGCAGGCAAGGGAAGGGAAAUCCACCGCAGCGGUGACACGAGUGCGUGUUGCGAUUAUGCGCCGGGGCUGCUGCUUUGGCGACGAGGCACGAUCAAGUCUUAUCUCUCUCUCAUGAAGCCCUGUACAGGGACUGUGCCAGGAUGGGAGCCUGCAAACCAAACAUGCUUUAGAUAGAUAGCUAGAAAUGCAUUUGAUAAAAAUGUCAGCCAGCUAGAGUUGAGCCCAUAUCAGCUCUAUAUUAUGAACACAGAGACUGCAACACGUAACUCAUUAUUUUUCACAUUCUUGGCAAAGUUAUUGUGGUGUCAUUCUUACAAAACCCUCUUUCAGCACUCCUUUAUUUUGAGUACAUCCUAUAAUAGACCUUUUGUCCAGGCAUAAUCUAGAUUGAUCUAAUUUUCUCUCUAUCUUUCCCUCUCUUCUCUCUCUCCCCUUCUCUCCAUAGCACCGUCGAACCCGGUUACCCAGAAGCCUCCUGUCUUCACCACCCUGAUGUACUCGCUGGUGCCCAUCAUAGGCAUCACUGCCAUCAUCCUCUUCUCGUUCUGGAUGUACCGCCAUCACAAGCUGGCAUACCCGCCAGUCCUGGUGCCCACACAG
Molecule: messenger RNA, 4377 nt
Organism: Coregonus sp. 'balchen'
Lineage: Eukaryota; Metazoa; Chordata; Actinopteri; Salmoniformes; Salmonidae
Source: the annotation of a GenBank genome assembly